Molecule: messenger RNA, 4332 nt
Organism: Coregonus sp. 'balchen'
Lineage: Eukaryota; Metazoa; Chordata; Actinopteri; Salmoniformes; Salmonidae
Source: the annotation of a GenBank genome assembly
UUUAUAAUGGCGUCUGUGCAAGAGAUGCGCCCCGGUCUUGAAAAAUGAAGCGGAGAAGAAGUCUGUUGUAGAAAUUGAUAGCCUUUUACACGGGUUCCCUCAGUGGGCUGCGACCUUCUUCCUGAGAUUCUGGUUCACUUUUUAUUUUUUUACCACAACAUGAUGAAGAUCAAAUCGAAUCAAACGCGGACAUAUGACGGGGAUGGCUACAAGAAACGCGCCGCCUGUCUGUGCUUCAAGAACGAGAGUGAGGAGGAGGUAAAUCCGAGGCUAGGGGUGUGGAGGUGGAACGGGCCUUUUGAGGAAACAGGUUGCCAGCCGGUAGUCUGGUGGGGUAGCUAUUUCGAAUGUAAAGAAUAGGGUAGUUGUCAGCGAAAGCAUAUGCCUAUUUGGUGGCGAGAAGGCAUACAUUGAAUUGAUGGCAACAACAUCACCUGCGGUUACCAUGUUGUAAAUGGAGAAAAAAAAACGUACAAUUCUCAAACGGACAUUAACCUUAAUUGUAGACGCCUAGGUUGAAUAGAUUAGAAUAGAUUAAAAUACAAUAACUUUAUUUUCCCAGAAUAACGUUAUUUUCCCAAAGUUGCCAAGUGAGUUUAUUAUGCAAUGCAGAGUCUGUUAGCUCUGGGCCAUUGCAAUAUAUAUAUAUAUAUAUAUAUAUAUAUAUAUAUAUAUGGUGCAUUCGGAAAGUAUUCAGACCCGUUGACUUUGUCCACAUUUUGUUACGUUACAGCCUUAUUCUAAAAUGGAUUAAACAAAAAAAAUCCCUCAUCAAUAUCCCAUAAUGACAAAGCAACAACAGGUUUUUAGAUUUUUUUAAAUAUAUAUUGCCUCCUAAUAUUGUACAAUCUGUGUGUGGCUUCAUUGGCCUGGGCUGUUGCUUGUUUGAAUUCAAGACCAGAUUGAUCUCAAUUUGUCAGUGUCAGAGUAGCCACUCAUUUUGGUAAUUUGUGUGGGAUUUUAAAAAUAUUGAGUUAAUGUCUUCUGUCAUGUAAAAGACGCAUGAAGUGCGUUUUUAAAAGGUCAUUUUUUUUCUAUAAAAAAAAAACAAAGCCCCAGGGUUUAUGAUUUCUUAAUCUGACCCUGCCUACAGGUGUUGUUGGUGAGUAGUAGCCGGACUCAAGACAAGUGGAUUGUCCCUGGUGGAGGGAUGGAGCCGGAGGAAGAGCCCAAUGUGGCUGCUGUUCGAGAGGUGUAUGAAGAGGUAGGUUGAAUUACUUGUCAACUUCAUUUGUGCAUUCAGAGUUUUUAUUAUGCAAGGAGCUCAUUGAAAGUAUCGUUUCACUUCUGCACAGGUGCCCUUUUAAAUGGUUUGUAAAGGGUAAAUGCCUGUAUAGAUUGGUAUAGACUGGUAAUUACACACUUAUAACGUGUUUAUUAAUCAAUAAUCUGAUCUGAUUUCCCCCAAAAUACUUGAUGUCCCUGAGUAUAAUUUUGUUAAAGAAAGGUUACUCUCAUGCUAAAGUGUUGCCUAAAGUUCUUAGAGGGUAUAUAAGGUAUUUGAACUGAAGCUAACCUUUUCUGUUGAACAAAUGGGAUAAUUACAUAUUUUUACAUUUACAUUUUAGUAAUUUAGACACUGUUAGAUGCUCUUAUACAGAGCAAUUUACAGUUAGUGCGUUCAUCUUAAGAUAGCUAGGUGGGACAACCACAUAUCUCAGUAAGUACAUUUUUCUUCAAUAAAGUAGCUAUCAGCAAAGGCAGUGCUAUUAGGGGUGGGGGGGAAGUCAAGUGUGAGUGUUAGUUCACAAAAUACAAUUAUUUUGUUUUGGGGGGGGGGCGAGGGGGGGGGUGCUGUGGGAUUAUUUAAGAUACUCUUUAAAGAGGUAGGGUUUCAGAUCUUCCAGUCUUUUAAGUUUAUUGGUUUUCUGUUAACUGUAUUCAGCUUCGUUUGUGAGUUCCUUGUGAUCAAUGUUGAGCUCAUUUGUUAAUGAAACACAAUAUGAUGUAUUGUUGUCUUGGCCAAAUGUUCUUGAAGGGUUUUGUUGAUGUACUAAUUUUACACCAGUUGACUUAGCAGCCCUUAUUUCAUCUCUGAAAAAGCUAAAUGUUUGUCUAUGGAAGCUAUGCACUAAAUGGGUUGAGGAGCCUCUUGAUUGAGAGUCCAUGUUUAUAAAUAGAGUAAAACUGUAACCUGUAAAGUACUGCAAUGACACCAUGUUAAUAGGAGCUGAUCCCUCCCUCUCCUCCAUGACUUUACCCCCACCAUGUGACUGAAAAUGGCAGCAAUUCUCAAAACCCCCAGGUCUCAUCGUGUGAAAAUGCGAAAACAUCGCAGUGUCCUGCUUUUACUAAGAAUCGUUAUUCAAGGUUUCAUCUGCUGUUUCAUUUCCACUGAACAUGUUGUCUUUCCAGGCUGGUGUCAAGGGGACAUUGGGGCGACUACUAGGGAUUUUCGAGGUGAGCUGAAAAAGUUUGUGUUUUUCCAUGUCUUUGUGUUGCUUGUCUUUAAACUUGGGGUGGGAAGGACUGCUAGUUUAUUUCCACUGUUUGCCUCCUAACCUUGAGCACUAAGAAUUUUCCUUGAUUUCCUCUUUCUCAGAACACAGACAGGAAGCACAGAACAUAUGUCUAUGUCCUAAUCGUUACAGAGAUGUUAGAAGACUGGGAGGACUCAGUGAAUAUUGGUACGUUAAAUAUUGGUACGUUGUUACUAGUUGUUUGUGGUGUUUGUGAAAGCUGUGAUGACUGGAAAUCUAUUUUGUUAUGCGUGAUCAAAUUGAUCAAUCGGCAACAGAUUGACCAGCUGAUCCUCUAAACCAAUAGAUGCUGCAACUACUACUACUACUGCUACUACUACUACUAUUACUACUACUACUACUACCACUACUACUAUUACUACUACUACUACUACUACUACUAUUGUAGAUCCUUCAUAGGCAUUUCAUUCCUGAGUUAAUCUAGACUAAACCUGUUUUUCUGACUCCACUCUGCUCGUUAUCCCUCUGUUGACAGGGAGAAAAAGGGAAUGGUUUAAAACAGAUGAUGCCAGCGGAGUGCUGCAGUGCCACAAGCCUGUGCAGGCCUCGUACUUUGAGGCCCUACAACAGAGCUGCCUGAGCAGCAACAUGAUGCCCCUGGUGACCACGAUAGGGGGAGGAGAGCACUCUCCUACCUACAACAUCAACCAUAACUCUAGAUCGAGUAUAAGAUAACUAAAACACAUAAACUCCUGGAGACUUCUCCACAUCUUUUACCCGCUUCCUUUUCUUACUUAAUCCUGCUCCUUUUACUACUGCUUAUUUUUUAAACUUCAAAACAUCAACAGAAAUGUUUGCCAUGCCAGCCUUUUUUGUGGUGCCAGAGUGGAGGUACAGACUUGAAGUGUUGGGUGAAGAAGAUAUAAUACUUUGUAAUUUGAAUGUUUUUUUCUUGCUUUUUAUGAAUAAUUGCAUGAGAUGUUCCCAAACUCUUCCUCCUUUUCCUCUUUACCUCGGUCCCUCAUUCCGCUCUGUCAUAAAUGUGAGGUUUGUUGAAUGCAACUCUCUGCUGUGGUGAUGUAAAGUAUUGGUAUGCUAUGUGUUUACCGAAGAAGACAGGCUUUUAAGGAUCUUGUCAUGGUUUGCUAACACUUUACUUGAAGUUGCAACACCCCUUUAUAUGUCAGUCAUAAGAAUGACAUAACCUCUCACCAUGUACGGUGACAGAUCAUUAGUCUAAGAGUUAAGAGUUAUACAGUAUGACAGUCUUUUUCAGCAUGACAUUUUCUGUAGUUUAUUUUUUUUUCAUAUCUUUCCUAAUCGUCUAACAAUGCAUUUAUUUGGUUAAUGGUUAGAUGGGCUUGUUGGAAAGGUUCCUGUUUUGUAUGCGUGGUAAAGAUACAUGGGUGUGUCUUGUGUGAUGCAAUCUGUAGGAAUGGAAUUAUCUGGUACAAAACAGGCUCCUUUUGUCUUACAUUGUGAAGAUAGCAGAAGCUUUGAUGAUUUGAGUGAGAAGCUUUGAUAAGGGGGCUGACAAAAAAAAACACUCCCAUAGUAGCUUUGGCUUUUGUUAUCACACUAGGGAACAUCUAACCAGAAAAUUGAAAUGUAAAUAAUCUGCUGUCUCACGUCUUAUUGUCAGUCUAUUUCAGUCUAGACUAUGAAGAUAAUAUAUUGAUUGGUUUUAUAAUUAAAUGACCGGAAAGACAGAGAAUUAUACAUGUUAUCUGAUCCUCAGGGGAAAUGAACAAGAACCCAGACUAGCUUUUGGUGCAGGAGACGUGCUCUUGCAGAGUUUUUGAAUCAGGUUGUGCAUCAGGAGGUAGGGAGUAAUGUCAUUAGGUGUUGUUUAUUGUGCUUGAAUAGUAAGGCUAUUUUAAAAUGGCACUUGGAAGAUUAUGCCACUGCUGGA